AUAACUUGCUUGUCAAGUGCAAUUUCCAAUUCAUCAUGUCCGACUACGGAUCAGAAAUGCAUGUGCCAUGAUGAACCGCUCCAGGUGGAGGUGUCAAAAUGUCUCCUGGACAGCUGCACGGUCAAGGAGUUGCUCUUGACUCAAAACCUAACCAUGACGUACUGCGAGUUCCCGGUCCGCGACAAGUCCCGCCCGUACGCAAUAAUGGCGAUCGCAUUGGCGGCCGUUGCUGGACUUUGCGUUGCCCAGCGAUUCGUCUACAAGAUCAACUCAAAUGCUGGACUCGGAAUUGACGAUUGGCUUAUCCUCGGCACAUUUGUUUCGGUUGUUGCAAGCACGGUUUGUAAUAUCCGUGGUGCCGUUCCCAAUGGGGUAGGUCGAGAUAUUUGGACCCUUACCCCCACGAACAUCACCCGGAAUACGCUGAGCUUUUACAUCAUGGGCGUUUUAUACUUUGCUCAAAUUGCGCUCAUGAAGAUGUCCCUACUUUUCUUCUAUCUCCGAAUUUUCCCGGGACAACUUAUUCGCCACCUGCUAUGGGGGACAAUCAUCUUCAACGCUUUAUUUGGAGUCUCCUACAUCUUUGUGGCCAUCUUUAAUUGUCACCCGAUCAGCUUCUUCUGGAACAGGUGGGAUGGCGAACACAAGGGGCGCUGUACCGAUCUCAACGCCAUUGCCGUGUCAAAUGCCACAAUCAGUAUUGCCCUUGACUUGUGGAUGCUGGUGCUCCCAAUCUCGCAACUUGGGUCUCUCAAUUUACACUGGAAGAAGAAGGUUGGGGUCGCGCUCAUGUUCUGUGUUGGUACCUUCGUGACCGUGAUAAGCAUUCUCCGGUUUCAUUCAGUCCUCCAAUUUGGGUCAAAUAGCCAUAAUCCUACCUGGGAUUAUACGGACUUAUCCAUAUGGUCCAUGGCCGAGGUUAACGUCGGAAUCAUGUGUGCUUGCAUGCCAGCCAUAAGAUUACUUCUGGCACAAACAUUCCCAAAGGUUCUGGGCUCAUCACGCCGCAGUGUUACCGAGGGUCAGGGUGACAAAGACCAGAGUGGGAAUGGUAAUUUGAGAGUGAAUACCACCUCGGAUAUAGAUAGGUCCCAACAUAAGGGGAUUCCAUCGAAGGGUGUUGAUCGCCAAAGGAUUGGAGAUGUUGAUUUGAGCGACGGCGAUGAAGCUCGUCUUGUUCAUAUGGACGACCUCGAUCACAAA
Messenger RNA from Ilyonectria robusta, 1203 nucleotides. RefSeq lists its product as uncharacterized. The annotation marks the transcript as partial. The transcript is spliced from 3 exons. The record is from RefSeq and is a predicted model, not a curated record. NCBI's taxonomy places the organism in Eukaryota, Fungi, Ascomycota, Sordariomycetes, Hypocreales, Nectriaceae.